GCGCGCCCAGCCAGGGCCGCGGCGGCGGCUGCGCUUGCACGGCGCCGCCGGGGCAGGGUUUCUCUCGGUUUGGCUCCGUGUCACACACAGAUGUGACUCUUGUCUGUUCCCUGCGAACGUACAACCGUGACGGCUCACCUCCUCCCGCCUCCCUUACCCACCCCCCCCUUUUCCACAGGAAAAAAAAAAAAAAAAAAAAAAAUCCCACCCUUUUACAAAAUAUUUCCUCAGAUCCCACACCGAGCAGCAGCCGCCGCCGCCGCAGAGCCCUGGGAGCUGAUGGAGCAAUGGUCAGAAGAGGCAGAAGUGGAUGUGAGAGACAGACACACACAGAGACACAGAGAGCGAAAGAGGGCAAGAGACUUGACUUUAAGAGACUCCUGCACUGACAACUCCAUGCAGUUCGGAACAAGAACGGCAGCGACCGACUCUGGUUUCAUGGGGACAUGGCAGAACACUGACACUAACCUCUUAUUCAGAAUGUCCCAACAGGCCAUCCGCUGUACACUGGUAAAUUGCACAUGUGAAUGUUUUCAGCCAGGGAAGAUUAACCUGAGAACCUGUGAUCAGUGUAAACAUGGCUGGGUGGCACAUGCCUUGGACAAACUUAGUACUCAACACCUCUACCACCCGACCCAAGUGGAGAUUGUGCAGUCCAAUGUCGUGUUUGACAUCAGCAGCCUGAUGCUCUACGGCACUCAGGCUGUGCCUGUGAGGCUGAAGAUUCUGCUUGACCGACUCUUCAGCGUACUGAAGCAAGAGGAGGUGCUGCAUAUUCUACAUGGCUUGGGCUGGACACUGCGAGACUAUGUUCGAGGCUACAUCCUUCAGGAUGCUGCAGGCAAGGUGCUGGACCGCUGGGCCAUCAUGUCCAGGGAAGAAGAGAUCAUUACCCUUCAGCAGUUCCUGAGAUUUGGAGAAACUAAAUCUAUCGUGGAGCUGAUGGCAAUUCAAGAAAAAGAAGGGCAGGCUGUGGCUGUGCCAUCUUCAAAGACAGAUUCAGAUAUAAGGACUUUUAUUGAAAGCAAUAAUCGCACCAGAAGCCCAAGCCUCCUUGCUCACCUGGAGAAUAGCAACCCUUCCAGCAUUCAUCAUUUUGAAAACAUCCCAAAUAGCCUUGCAUUCCUGCUUCCAUUCCAGUACAUAAAUCCAGUCUCUGCUCCACUGCUGGGGCUGCCUCCAAAUGGUCUCCUGCUGGAACAGCCAACAAUGAGGCUCCGUGAACCAAGCCUUACAACCCAAAAUGAAUAUAAUGAGAGUAGUGAAUCUGAAGUGUCCCCUACGCCUUUCAAGAAUGAGCAAGCAUCCAGCAGGAAUGCUUUGACCAGCAUCACAAAUGUGGAGCCCAAAACUGAGCCAGCCUGUGUCUCCCCUGUUCAAACACCUACGCCAGUCAAUGAUUUAUCAAAAACAGAACACACAAAAAGCUCAUUCCGAAUUCACAGAAUGAGGAGAAUGGGGUCAGCCUCCAGGAAAGGAAGAGUGUUUUGCAAUGCAUGUGGCAAAACCUUCUACGACAAAGGUACUCUUAAAAUCCACUACAAUGCUGUGCACCUGAAAAUCAAGCAUCGAUGCACUAUUGAAGGCUGCAAUAUGGUCUUCAGCUCUCUCAGAAGCCGUAAUCGCCACAGUGCUAACCCAAAUCCCCGCCUCCACAUGCCUAUGCUAAGGAAUAACCGUGACAAGGAUCUAAUUCGUGCUACAUCAGGUGCCGCCACUCCUGUCAUAGCAAGUACGAAAUCCAACCUAACUUUAACGAGCCCUGGGCGUCCACCGAUGGGGUUUACCACUCCCCCUCUGGACCCGGUGCUACAGAACCCUCUUCCCAGUCAGCUGGUCUUCCCAGCUUUAAAGACUGUCCAACCUGUUCCUCCUUUUUACAGAAAUUUACUUACUCCUGGAGAGAUGGUGAGUCCUCCAACCUCACUCCCGACCAGUCCCAUAAUACCAGCUGUGAGUGGCAUGGAGCAGCAUCCCCCUCCUCCUUCAGAGUCAUCGGUACCUUCAGUGUUGAUGCCCACCCCAGAGCCCAAUGCAGACCUUGCCCCCAAGAAGAAGCCAAGGAAGUCAAGCAUGCCAGUUAAAAUUGAGAAGGAAGUUAUUGACACUGCUGAUGAGUUUGAUGAUGAAGAUGAAGAGGUGAAUGACAGGAGUACGAUGGUGAAUGACAUUGGUCAUGACAAUCACUGCCAUUCUCAGGAGGAAAUGAGCCCAGGCCUGUCUGUGAAAGACUUUUCCAAAAGUGACAGAAGCAGAUGUAUGUCCAGACCAGACAUAAGAAGGGCAGACAGCAUGACAUCAGAAGACCAGGAGCAUGAGAGAGACUAUGAAAAUGAGUCAGAGUCAUCAGAGCCCAAAUUAUGUGAAGAAUCCCUGGAAGGCGAUGAUCGCCUCCAUGAACCGGGUGAAAAAUCUAUGAUGCACAGUGACCAACCAGAUGAAAACCACAAUGACUCUUCCAACCAGGAUGUCAUUAAGGUGAAGGAAGAGUAUACAGACCCUACAUAUGAUAUGUUCUAUAUGAGCCAAUAUGGACUGUACAAUGGAGGCAGUGCCAGUAUGGCUGCUCUUCAUGAAAGUUUUGCUUCCACAUUCAACUAUACCAGCCCUCAGAAGUUCUCCCCAGAAGGUGAAAUGUGCUCCAGCCCAGACCCCAAGAUCUGCUAUGUUUGCAAGAAAAGUUUCAAGAGUUCCUACAGUGUGAAGCUUCACUACAGAAAUGUUCAUUUAAAAGAGAUGCAUGUCUGCACAGUGGCUGGCUGUAACGCUGCGUUCCCAUCACGGAGAAGCAGAGACAGACACAGUGCUAAUAUAAACCUGCACCGUAAACUGUUGACCAAAGAACUGGAUGACAUGGGCUUGGACACUUCACAGCCUUCUCUUAGUAAGGACCUCCGCGAUGAAUUUUUGGUGAAGAUAUAUGGCGCUCAGCAUCAGAUGGGGCUUGACAUAAGGGAAGACACCUCCUCGCCUGCUGGCACUGAGGAUUCCCAUAUGAAUGGGUACGGCAGGGGCAUGGCAGAAGACUAUAUGGUACUAGACCUGAGCACCACCUCCAGCAUCCAGUCCAGCAGCAGUAUCCAUUCCUCAAGAGAAUCUGAUGCAGGAAGUGAUGAGGGUAUUCUCCUGGACGACGUCGAUGGGGCAAGUGACAGCGGGGAAUCUGCCCACAAAGCAGAUGCCCCUGCCUUAGCUGUAGGUAUGGGCACCGAUGUCCCAGGAUCCCUCAUGUUCAACAGUGUUUCGGUGAGCAACGGUGGGAUAAUGUGUAACAUUUGCCACAAAAUGUACAGCAACAAGGGAACCCUCAGAGUGCACUAUAAAACAGUGCACUUGAGAGAAAUGCACAAGUGCAAAGUCCCUGGGUGCAACAUGAUGUUCUCCUCUGUCCGCAGCCGAAACCGGCACAGCCAGAACCCCAACCUGCAUAAAAACAUUCCUUUCACUUCAGUAGAUUAGGUCAAGGAUGGACACAGCAUAAUGCCAGCUCUCAGAGAGGGCCCACUACAUCUGAACUGCCACACACAGUCUCCCUUUCUACAUAUAUGUGUAUAUAUAUAUGUAUAUGUAGAUGUGUGUAUAUAUAUGUAUAUGUAUAUGUAUAUGUAUAUAUAUAUAUACACACACACACAUAAAUAUGCAUAUAUAUAUAUAUAUGCUUUUUCUUUUCUUUUUUAGCAAAAGAAAGAAACACCAGGUGCUUUUUCCCCUUUGUUGGUUGUUGGGGUUCUUUUUCUUUUUUUUUAAUAGAAAAAAAAAUGUAGUACCUUUAAUUUGGGGGAAGAGAUCCUUCAUAAAAAAAAAAAGAAAACAAACAAACAAACAAACAAAAUCCCAAACAGAAACUUGCAGCUGUCCCUAGUUCUGUUAGAAUGUUCUUGGUCAUCUCCAAAGAGACAGUUCGUUCUUCCCGUAACUUUUGCCUGAAAAAAAAUAAAAAAGAGAAAAAAAAUAAAUAAAACAAAACAAAACAAAAAAAAAAGAACAAAAAACACACAAAAAAUCCCCCCAAAAACACAAAAAAAAUUGCAAACAAACAAAAAGAGAAAGAAAAAACUAUCUACUUAGUUGUCUUUGUGUCUUCUAAGCAUUGGGGAUAACGUUCUACUAAGCAUGGCUGUUACACUUGUAUAUAUAUAUUGAGCCUUGACAGGCCUAUGAUGUAAAACAAUUGUAUUGAUGGUGGUUUAACUCUAAUUUUUUUGCUUAAUUUUUACAGUUACAUUCAGCUGUUAGAUAAGCAGGAAAAAUAGUUUGCUGCCUAGUUUUACUCAUUUAUGUUAGCUUUAAUGCACAUUUUUAAAAGAACCACGGUCUUGUUUUAACUACCUGCUAGAUAUAAGUAAUACAGAGGUGCUGGCAUGCUUUACAGUACCUGAUUUGAUACAGUUUUUUUGUCUUGUACUAUUACAUAAAUCCAGUCAUGCACUUUUUCGUACACUACAAGGGGAUGUGUAAUAAUAUCCAUGCUUUUUUUUUCUUAAACUAUUGCCAUAUUUUCAGUAAGUGUCUUUAAAAAAAAUACACUUAGAUAAAAGUGAUCUGGUCAGUAUGAGGGCAUGAAUGCCAAACAAAGAGUAUUAGUGUUUAGUGUUAAUACAAAAGUGCCAACUUUGCACACAUUUUGAAAAAAGAAAAUGUAGUUAUUCACCGUAACCACAGCUGUAGUUUUUGGACUACACACAGAAAAAUACUGGGGAGGGAAAAGGGGUAAAGUGAAAUACAGAAUUCUUGGUGCUUUUUUCAAGUGCCAAUUAUUACUAGAAACAAUAGUGCAUCCUUAUUCCUUAUAUACUACAUUGCAUAAGAGAAAAAAAACAGAAUUUUGUCAUGUGAACCAGUAGAAAUUUUUUUUUGUCAAACAUGCAUAAUAUUUGGGGAUAUAAAUGCUGAUACUACUUGUCACAGAACAAAGAUGAAUAUAAUUUUGUGUGCUUCUUAUUAUAGCCUGGAUUUUUGUGGUGUUUUAAAAAAAAUCGAAACAAACAGGGAAAUAAUGUUAAUUAUGUUGUUCUGUAAAGUUGUCUUUUUUGCAAUGGAAAGUGCUGUAGUAUGAUUAAGGCAUGUUUUAUAGAAGCAAUCAAAAGAAAUUAAUGGCAGAAGCACUUAGUAGCUCUGAAAACAUAUGCUGGACUUUUUAUUGGGUAACUUUCCCUUUGGAUAAAAUUAGAAGACAGAGAAAAAGGAUGUCUAGUUGUGUUAAUGUUUUGUGUUUCACUCGCAUGGUUUGUCAGAAAACAACGAAGGUCCAAGACAUAUAGUGAGCAAGGAGCGAGCACAACCAGGAGACAGGGAAGGGCCAAGCUGAGAAAGGCAGAGACAAAGGAGGCUGCCCUCUGAAACUUUUUGUUUCCGGUGUUUACACAUGUUGCUUGAGCUGGUAAACCACACUGGCAGCCUUAGUUACCACAACAUACUGACUGAGGGAUGGUAUUUACUUAAGCUCAAUCUACAGCCAAAGCCAUUAGGAUAUGUGUUGUAGACUCUUUUCUUUACAAAACGAAUAACAAUAACAAAAGCAAGAACAAACAAACAAACAAACCCCUAAGGGAUAUUUCAGCAUACAAUAAAAUAUUCCUUCAAUGAGAAUGUGUUCCUUUUCUGUAUUUACUGACCCAGAACAUUAUUCUUCUUAGCAAAGAGUCAGAAAUGCUCCAUUGUUUCAGCUUGUUGCUGUAUUGUUUUGCUGUGCAUUUUGAUUAUUUUUACUUUUUAUGUCCACUUGAGUACUUAAUUCCUAUUACAUUUUCUAGAGGAAACUCUUACUAUAGAUUUCCUCUUUUUUAGUACUUUUUAUGCAUUUCAGUAUUUUUGUUUCCAGAAGUAGGAAUCAAUAUCUAAUAAAUCAGUAUUUCCAGUUGUAGAAAAUAAAAGAAAAAUAUUUCUGAAUGAAAUCUCCCUAUGUUCCUAUGAGUUACAAGCCUCUGCUCAUUUUUUUUAUCCUGUACACUCAUGAAGCCCUGAAAACAUUUGUGAAUGCCACAGUAACUAUAAGGAAACUUUACCUUCUGGUUUAACAAAAAGAAACUUUAUUGCAAAAAAGUAAGCUAUUUCACUGACAUUUUUUUCAUCUUUUUUAUUUUCUUUAAAAUCUCAGCUACUUUGCUUUGUUGAGUGGAGAGAUCUGCUUUAUUUUGUUUUAUGUUGUGCAAGCUCAGUGUGUGCGAGAAAGGGAAAUUAGAACAAUAAGGGUGCAUUUUUACAAAACACAUAACCUUUGUAGUGUUACCUGUACUGCAAUCUCAUCUCUCCUCCCAGGCUAAUGGGAAAAAGUAAUAUAGAAGGUCUAAAAGAUAAAAAGAACAAAAAUUGAAUUAUAUAUACAGAAAAAACCCCACUCUUUUGUAGUAUCGUGGUAUAAAUGAAUAUAAUUUUUAAUGAAAAAUGCAUUUGAGGUAUAUAAAUAAUUCCUAACUGAAUGAAUUACUGUUCAGCAUUCUUAUUUCACUAUGAUUCUGUUAGAGGUCAAAUGGGUUUGGUAAUCUUUGGAAAUUUAAGCAUCACCUGUAGAUAAAUUCAGCAGAUUAUAGAAAUGGAAGAAAAAAAAUCUGUUUAUUACACAAAAUUGAACAGCACAUUCUAAAAAGUAAGGAAAAAGGGACAAACUUCCAAAAACUGCUAGAAGAUAUCAUCGCUUUCUGGUGGACAGAGCACUACUCACUAUUAUUUUUUAGGCAAAUCUAGGUAAAAGUAGUUUCUUCAGUAUAAGUGAUACUGUUGUCAAAACAGUCUUUUUAGAAGGGCGCUUACACUUAUAAAAAUAAUUGAAUGGCAUUUCCCUCCUUUCAACUUAGCAUGCAUCUCUAUGCGAAUCUGUAUUUAUCAGAAUUGUUCUUGUGGUGGAAUUUGUAUUAUCUGAAAAAUUCAUAAAGGGGCUCUGGCAUAGUAGCUUGGUUUUACUGAAAGUAGCAUUUCUGGGUAAUUUCAGCAGAGACCCAGAGUGCAGUAACAAUAAUGACCAAACAUCUCAUCUCUUCAGCACAGAACAUGGCCUGUAAUGGUGUGAUGACAUGAUAAGUGUUGUGCAGUUGCUUAUGUUAUCACAAACUUGUGGCUAUCCCUUCAGUUUCCAAACCUGUCAGUUUAAACCAUUUUGAAAGAACUAGACCAGCUUUGAGGAAGAGACUUUUCCCUUUACAUUCAGUUUGUUCCUUCUUUUUUUGGUUCCUAUAGUUAUUGUGGUCACUCUUUCCAUAUUGUUUCACUGUUUAUUCAAGGUAGUUGUAUUUUUCUGUAAAUAUCAAAAAAAGUUAUGUCUGCAACUAGAAAAUAACUGUACUGAACCUCCGUUAGAAACAGAACUAUUUGUCUGGGGGUUGUUUAGGAUUUUUCUUUUCAUUGUGAGGGUUGGGGGGUAUGGUGUGUCAGGAAACCAUAUGUUAAUGGUUAAUCACUAGGUAUCUUUUGAAAAACUGUAUGAAAAUUUGGAAGGAAAACAGCACAGUCAAAGCACAAGAAUGGAAACCAUGAGUUUUAACACCCCUGGUAGCCCCUUCUAACUUUGUAGUCUCAUAUGUAUCAUAUCACAUCCAUUUAUGUUUCAGUCUGUUAGACUAUCACUAAUACUAAUAUGAUUUUGCCCAUAAGUGUGCUCCUGUGAGGACUAAUUAGCUGGUAUUAGUAAAGAGCUAAUUUAACUCAUAAAUAUUGUUGCACACCUUAAAAUAUUUAGUCAAUUUUUCUGAGCUAUAUCUCAACUGGGUACGUUUUGUUACGCCUGAGAUUUUAACAUUGGCUUUUAAAUUAUAGCUGAUGCUGUGGUGACAACGUAGUCACGCACACAAGGCAUAAGCACUCUGUCACUGAGUCACAACUCAAUUUUACAAAAUGUGAAAGGUAUAGAUUAAAAACCUUAAUAGCACAUGGACACUGCUCUUAAAGAUCUCUCAAAGGCUUUUCAUGUCUGAGCUCAUAAAAUUUGUAUGUUUCCUAAGGAUCUGUAGAUACUUUACACAGAAGAAAUUCUGCAACAUAUUUGUCAUGGGUAAACUGCAUUUAUCUCCCUUCCUUCCUUCCUUCCUUCCUUCCUUCCUUCCUUCCUUCCUUCCUUCCUUCCUUCCUUCCUUCCUUCCUUCCUUCCUUCCUUCCUCCCUUCCUCCCUUCCUUCCUUCCUUCCUCCCUCCCUUCCUCCCUUCCUCCCCUCCUUCCUGGAAUCCUUCCAUCCUUCCUUCCUGGAAUCCUUCCUUCCUUCCAUCUCUCCCUCACUUCUUCCCUUUCCACCUCUCUUCUUCCCUCUCUGCCUCCCUUGUUCCCUCUCUCCCUGAAAGGGUACUUUAUCUGCCUGUUCCACAAGUUUAUACAUUUUUCAUCUCAUGUAUGUUUCCCAUUCCGUCCUCAAAAAAAGGAACAGUUUAGGAAAAAAUUUUAGAGUCAGGGUCUGCGAAGUAGCUGCCAGCAGUGGUAAGCACCACAGUUGAUUUGGUCUAGUCUAUAUAAUAGGAAAUGGGGCUCUCCAGGAUGCACUUGAGUUUCCCCUGGGUUUUAGCCUUUUCAACCCAAUUAAGGAUCUAACAUAGCUAAAUAUAUGGGGUAGGAAUGCAAAGCAACAAGACAAGGAGCUAUGUGGGUAUAAUGAAAUUUCAGAAAUAUGAGAUAAUUCGAGGUCUGAUCUGUUCCAGAGACAGGAACCACUUUCAAGACCAGGGAUUUAGUUCCAGAAAUUUCUCCUUCAAUGUGUAUGAGACUUUGUAAUCAAAAUGCUUGAUAUGGACCCAUUUUUCUCAUGGUGGUCAUUAAGGAUGUCAGCUGCUGUCAGAAAAUAGGACAUAUUUUUAGAAAUUUAUUUGUACUCAAAUUCUGCAGGACAUUUUUACAGCAACAUUGGUGGCAGAGUAAAUAAUAAGGAAGGGAAAGUGUAUGGUCAAGGAGUGCGCACAUGCUCGUCUGAGGUUUUUUGCCGCAUACAUGAAUAGAACUGUUACUUCUUCUGCAGUCCCCAGAAUGUUUUUGUCACUUUUCUCUUUGGGUUAACAGAAUUACUCUUUUCAUUUGAAAAGAGAAGCAAAGGUGUAUGUACUAAGGGCAAGGAGGCAGCAGGAGUUCUCUGUGGGGAAAAGCUGACUGGCAGACACAUGAUUGCAGCUGGUAUAUUUCAGUUCCUCCUUAGUUUUGUUUUUUUUCUUAUGUAGUGACAUAAGAAAAAGACUUUGCUGCUAUAGUAACUCAACAAAACAGUGACUGUAGUGCUACUUUCCUAGAUAAGCAUCAGCAUAUCCUGCUGUUGCCACAUGAUGAGUUGGGCUUUUUUCUCCUGUUCUGUAGGGACAUAAAAGGAACUCUUUUCCAUACCCAUUUCUACUUCAGGAACAGAGCAACAUCAUAUGAUGGACUGAACCUUUCACCCACAUGUUUGCCCAGAUACAUGUCUGUUCCAGUCUCAUGGUUUCUGUCUCUUCCUGCCAACACUGCAGCAUUAUCACUGCCUUUAAAAUGGCUGUAACAGAAUGAAGCAGCAGCUAUUUUACGUAAGGAGUAUUAUCUUGAGUCUGUAGUUAACCAGUCUUGUGUGGCUUGUUUUCUCUGUUCAAGUCAUGAUACUGAAUGACAGUUUUGAUUUUUUGAUCAAGGUAUUGAUCAUGUAUAUCCCAAUACUGUUGCUGUUAUGUUUGGCACUGACACUUAAAUGAAAACGGUUCUGGACCACCAAAGGGUUAAAAAAUGGACAUGUUUUUGACAAGUCCUCUGACUUUUGCCAGUAUUAUUGUUCAUUAUGAUGACACUGUGUUUUUUUAAAUAGCAGCUGUAGUUGUCAUGAAACUAUUUUCCCAUUCCUCUCCUUUAAAGUGUGAUGUUGUAAAUUCAUGUGACCUUUCCUGCAAAGAAUAAAUAUUUCUUUUUUUAUAUAAGA
Molecule: messenger RNA, 9847 nt
Organism: Oenanthe melanoleuca
Lineage: Eukaryota; Metazoa; Chordata; Aves; Passeriformes; Muscicapidae
Gene: BNC2
Product: basonuclin 2
Exons: 6
Coding region: 280-3459 (1059 amino acids)
Biological process (GO): regulation of DNA-templated transcription
Cellular component (GO): nucleus
Source: RefSeq, a predicted model, not a curated record